This is a messenger RNA of Mizuhopecten yessoensis (Yesso scallop), 819 nucleotides long. RefSeq names its product acylpyruvase FAHD1, mitochondrial-like. NCBI's taxonomy places the organism in Eukaryota, Metazoa, Mollusca, Bivalvia, Pectinida, Pectinidae. Gene Ontology annotation, cellular component: mitochondrion. The coding region runs from base 11 to 676 and encodes 221 amino acids. The transcript has 3 exons. Gene Ontology annotation, molecular function: acetylpyruvate hydrolase activity. The record is from RefSeq and is a predicted model, not a curated record.
CUUAUUCAACAUGGCUGCGCCCGGUACUAACCUUGCAAGGUUCCGAGAAGUUGGAAAGAAAAUCUUGGCGAUUGGGCGAAAUUACAAGUCACAUGCUGCGGAACUUAACAACCCUAUCCCAAAGAAUCCCUUGGUAUUCAUCAAGCCAACCAGCUCCUACAUUGUCGAGGGUCAGCGAAUCAAGUUUCCACCUGGCUGCAGUGAGCUCCAUCAUGAAGUUGAGCUCGGUGUUGUCAUUGGUAAAGGCGGGAGCAACAUUUCUGAGUCAGAUGCGAUGGAACACGUUGGAGGUUAUGUCGUUGCCCUUGACAUGACCGCACGCGAUCUUCAGGAUUUCGCCAAAAAGAACGGUCAUCCUUGGUCACUCGCCAAAUCCUGGGAUACGUCUUGUCCUGUCAGCAAUUUCAUUGAAAAGGACAAAAUUCCAAAUCCUGCCAACCUUGACCUCUGGCUCAAGGUCAAUGGAGAGCUGAAACAAAAAGGAAACACAACAGACAUGAUUUUCCCUAUUCCGUUCCUGAUCAGUUUUCUUAGCAGUUAUUUUACGUUAGAGGAAGGAGAUUUAUUGUUGACCGGUACGCCAUCUGGUGUCGGUCCAGUAAAAGAAGGGGAUGAAAUCCAGGCAGGGUUGUCAGAUAUUGCUUCUAUCACCUUCAGUGUGGCUGAAGAUAAGUGAUUUUAUUGAAAUCAGGGUUUUUUCUGUGACAACAAUCAAUAACCUGUACACUGGUGCUAUAAUCAGGAAAAUGCAUGGACAUACAAAUAGUAUUCAAGAUCAUUAUACAUAUUAAAGUCAGAAAUAGCUGACUGCCUUUUUUU